Messenger RNA from Prorocentrum cordatum, 1588 nucleotides. The record is from the annotation of a GenBank genome assembly. Lineage: Eukaryota; Dinophyceae; Prorocentrales; Prorocentraceae.
CACUGGCACGUCGGCAGCAGCAUCCCAAUGCCCCUAACCCUAUCAGACAUCUCAAAAGUCGAGUAGCAAAGACACAUCAACGACAAUGUCACUACCAACAGAUACCUGUCCUAAGGCGAACGCGUGCCUUUCUGGAGCACACGUGCGCCUUCCUGAUAGAGGCGUACGUGUCAGGAAAAUUACUGUGAGACGAACGCGUGCCUUCUGAAACCACCUAAACCGGUGAGGACACACGGGCAGCCUGUCGGCUGACAUGAGAUUGGGGCCAGCACACGACUGGAGAGGCAGGGGGGAGGCAAGAAGACGAGCAUUAGAAGAAGGAGAGAAGGAGGAGGAGGAGGAGAAGGAGGAGGAGGAAGAAAAAUCCUCUGCAACGUGCAAUUACGGCCUCCCGUGCGCUGAAUUGGCAUUCUCCGCCGAGCUCCUGGGCGGCGCAGGGGCCGGAAACGGCUUGAGGAGCUCGGCGGCGGGCACACGACGGCAGAGGCGGGGGGAGUUGGACUACUGGGAGGCGAGGGAGAGGGACCGCGUGACCUGGGAGCGACGAAAGCGCACCUAGCGUUUCCAGGUCGCAGAACAUUCGAGGCGUUUAGAGGCAGACACCCAUCACGCCCUGCAAGAUCGCAGGCCCAAAUACAUAAUGGCCUGAUUCCGGCGCUCUACCUGCCACUCGGCUGUCUACAGCCCCAGUGGUCAGCACACCAGUCAGAUCGACAGGCCAGGCUCGGCAGGCCCUAGCAGGCGCGGCCAACAGGCACCUGGCCGACCCACACGCAGAUACUGAAGUGGCACCCGUCUGAGGCUGAGGGAGACGAGGAAGGCGAAGAGGCAAACGCAGCGAACAGACGCGGACAAUGAUCCCUCUGGAUUCUUCCAGAUAUGAAAAGCAUCAUGGCACGGCAAUGCUAAGACGGGACACUAGAGGAAUGCAGUGGGCACGCGAUCGCCAUACGAAAGGACAGAUAUGGUAACACGACAUGCGUACGGUACAAACGCUACGGGCGAGCGGUAGCUAGACUGCAGGGAACUGCAAGAGCUCCACAGACGCAUGCUGCAGGAACAGAAGCUCUCACGAUGCGUACCGCAUGGACGCACACUGCACACUGCAGCAGCGCCGCGAGCGCGCCGCCUCGCGCGUCUGUCCUCCGCGAAGCGUGGCGCAUAGAAUAAUUUAAGCACGAUACGAGGGUCGGCAGAAGGCGAUGGGAGACCACGGCAACUCAAAAUCGAUCCCCGAUUGGAGACCACGGCAACUCAAAAUCGAUCCCCGGACCCGUCACAGGAGUCCAAACGCGCACCAGCUCUCCAGACCGCCUCGGGCCGUGGCGACGAGUGGCCCCCCGAAGGCGAACUGCCGCUAUCUCAACUCGCCCUCCUCUGCGAAGGCCCGCCAGCACCGCCGCACCCGCCCGCGUUCAGCGGUUUGGACGACCGAAAUGAAUACGGAAAACAUGGGUACGAUGCCCAACAGCAAACGUGGUCAAAAACCGACAGCGACGCUGUUGGGCAGCCAGCAGUCUGUCUCAAAUGGACACCAUCCGCGGGGACUCUCACAGCGAGUCCCGUUCAAGAUGAAUAGGAGCUGCUG